This is a messenger RNA of Hibiscus syriacus, 1714 nucleotides long. Its product is annotated as geraniol 8-hydroxylase-like. The record is from RefSeq and is a predicted model, not a curated record. Bases 18 to 1628 code for a protein of 536 amino acids. The transcript is spliced from 2 exons. Lineage: Eukaryota; Viridiplantae; Streptophyta; Magnoliopsida; Malvales; Malvaceae. Gene Ontology annotation, molecular function: oxidoreductase activity, acting on paired donors, with incorporation or reduction of molecular oxygen; monooxygenase activity; iron ion binding.
CUUGAUUCUUUUUGGUCAUGACUAUCAUCUCAACUUCUCCCUAUUCUAACAUUUCUCACUCUAAAAUCUGGUCGUGGUUCGGCAUGGAUACCCGCCGAACCGAUGAUUUUGCACGCCUCUUUUUCACCUUUGUCGGCGUUUUCGUGAUUUUCCGGUAUUCAUUGAUGUGCAUCAAAUCCAAGAACCGAAACCCAAAAUCAGCACCAGGCCCUCGAGGCCUCCCUAUAGUGGGAAGCCUUCCUUUCCUUGAACCCGACCUUCACUCUUUCUUCGCUCAACUAGCUCGCACCUACGGACCAGUCGUCAAACUCCGGCUCGGAAGCAAGAUUGGUAUCCUGAUCUCCUCCCCGUCCACAGCUCGAGAAGUACUCAAAGACCAAGACAUCACAUUCGCCAACCGUGACGUGCCGGUGGUCGGCCUGUUAGCAACCGGGGGUCGUGAUAUAGUUUGGAGCCCCAACGGUCCUCAAUGGAGGAUGUUAAGAAAGGUAUGUGUUCUCAAAAUGCUUAACAAUGCUACUUUGGACAAGAUGUAUAUGCUCCGCUGUAGAGAAGUACGGAAAACCGUGGAUUAUAUAUACGGUAACGCCGGAGCGCCGGUGAAUCUCGGUGAGCAAAUGUUUCAAACGAUAUUGAAUGUGGUGACCAAUAUGUUAUGGGGAAGCACGUUGGAGGGGAAUGCGGGGGCCAACGCCGGUGCGGAGUUCAAGCAAGUCAUGUCGGAAAUAACAGAGAUUCUUGGUCUGCCUAAUAUUUCCGAUUUCUUCCCGGUGCUUGCCCCGCUUGAUUUGCAGGGUCUAUGCAAACGUAUUGCAAAACCAUUGGAGAAGUUGAAUAGAAUCAUCGAUAACAUGAUCGAUCAACGGCUGAAGGUGGAGAAAAAAAGCGAGAACUCGUUAGGGGAAGUGAAUGACUUUUUACAGAUUCUGAUACAGUUGAAGGAUGAAAAUGAUUCCAAGACACCUCUCACCAUGGAUCAUAUCAAAGCCUUGCUCUUGGAUAUGGUGGUGGGGGGAACAGAUACAUCCUCCAAUUCAAUUGAGUUUACAUUGGCUGAAGUCAUCAACAAUCCAGAAGUAAUGAAAAAAGCACAGAAAGAACUAGAUGAAGUUGUUGGCAAAGACAACAUCGUGGAAGAAUCUCAUAUCCAUAAAUUACCUUACCUACUCGCAAUCAUGAAAGAGUCGCUGCGUUUGCACCCGGUUCUUCCUCUCCUGGUGCCCCACUGCCCCGGCGAAGCCUGCACCGUCGGCGACUACACCAUCCCUAAAGGUUGCAGGGUGUUCAUCAACGCAUGGGCAAUUCACAGGGAUCCUUGCAUAUGGGAAAACCCGUUGGAGUUCAACCCUGACCGGUUCUUGAACAGUCGAUUGGAUUUCAGUGGGAAUGACUUCAGUUAUUUUCCUUUCGGGUCCGGCAGAAGAAUGUGUGCCGGAGUAGCAAUGGCUGAGCGGAUGGUAUUGUAUUUGGUUGCCACGGUUUUGCAUUCUUUUGAUUGGAAAGUGGCGGAGGAAGAAAAGUUUGAUCUGUCGGAGAAGUUUGGUAUUGUUCUCAAGUUGAAGAAUCCACUUGUUGCGAUUCCACUGCCGAGGCUAUCAAAUCCAGCUCUCUACCGGUUGAAGCUCUAGAUGGAUUGGUAUGGUACCAAUGAAAACAGAAUAUUAUGUUUGAAUUUCAAUAUUUUACUUAUUAUAUUCAAGUUAAUUAUAUCAAA